CUUCACUGUACUGCUGUACACGUUCGAGGUAUAAGUACCGGGCACCGCCCAUCAGUCUCCUCAUCAUUCUUCAUUCAAAUCCCCAAGCAGUGUUGUGCAUUACGCAAGUUUAAACAAGUGACUCUGAUCAGUCUCUAUCUACUCCUAUUUCUUUCUCAGUUCCUUUAACACCAUGGCUCCCACUCUUAACGUCACCCACAUCGGCACUGCCACUGCCAUCCUCGAGAUCAACGGCGUCAACUUCCUGACGGACCCGUUCUUUUCUCCAGCCGGUACCUUCUGGGACCGGGGCGUUAUAGUCCUGAAGGUAACAGAGGAUCCUGCCCUCCGUCUGAACCAGCUUCCUGUGAUCGAUGCCGUGCUCCUCAGUCACGAAGACCACCCCGACAACCUAGACGAGCUGGGCCGUCAACUCCUAGACGGACGCCGCGUCUUCACCACCGUCGACGGAGCCAAGAACCUCGCUCCUCGUCCCGCCGUGCGCGGCAUGCAGCCCUGGGAGGAGAUUGAAACCAUUAUCGCUGGCAAGAAAUUCAAGAUAAUUGCGACCCCGACCAAGCACGUUCCUGGAAACGAAUGUACCGGCUUCAUUGUAACCGGCGAAGACUUUGGACAUCACGAGGACGGCCUCCCCAACGCAAUCUACUUUACGGGUGAUACUGUCUACAUCGAAGAACUGGACUCUAUCGCGGACCGGUAUCAUAUUUGCGCUGCCGUGAUGAACUUGGGGAAUGCUCACGCUCCUAACAUGGAGGAUCUUAACGGUCCCCCCAUGCAGAUCACCAUGGGUGGCAAGGAUGGUGCUAAGCUAUUCCGUGCGCUCAAGGCUGACGUCCUUGUUCCUAUGCACUAUGAAUCCUGGGGCCAUUUCACUCAAUUCGGCACUGAGCUGCGCCAGGCUUUUGAGGACGAGGGUAUCAGUGAUAAGAUCUGUUGGUUGAAGGGAGGUGAGGAGGUUUCGGUUCUCUAGAGCUUGUGGGAGGAUAUGUCAUGGGGUUUCCCUUUCCUAUGCUUAACAUGUAUUAUACAGUAACAAUUUGC
Molecule: messenger RNA, 1041 nt
Organism: Aspergillus pseudotamarii
Lineage: Eukaryota; Fungi; Ascomycota; Eurotiomycetes; Eurotiales; Aspergillaceae
Product: MBL fold metallo-hydrolase
Exons: 1
Coding region: 173-970 (265 amino acids)
Source: RefSeq, a predicted model, not a curated record